Molecule: messenger RNA, 2104 nt
Organism: Cladocopium goreaui
Lineage: Eukaryota; Dinophyceae; Suessiales; Symbiodiniaceae
Source: the annotation of a GenBank genome assembly
AUGACUUUCAAGGAGAUGGCCCGACUGCCUGCGGAGCCUGUGGGGCCACAGGCGCCGCUUGUAGCUGCGGCUCGUGUUGAGCAGGAGGUGGCCCGACUGGCCGCGGAACCAAUGGCGACACCGCGAAGAGUGGAGCAGGAGAUGGCCCGACUGCCUGCGGAGCCUGUGGGGCCACAGGCGCCGCUUGUGGCUGCGGCUCGUGUUGAGCAGGAGGUGGCCCGACUGGCCGCGGAACCAAUGGCGACACCGCGAAGAGUGGAGCAGGAGAGAAGGCCAUAUACGCCGCUCAAGCAAAUGGACAAGGGCACCAGCACCUCCCCACCCUCAGUGGAUGGCGGCACCACGCCGCCCAUCUCUCUCACGGAUGCAUCGCGGCAGGGCGAUGAUCUACUUUCCACCUGGGAUCAACCGCGACAGGAGGUAGCCCGACUGGCGGCGGAACCAAUGGCGCCGCCCAGAAGGGUGCAGGAGAUCAGCAGAGAAGUGGCCGCACUGCCUGCGGAGCCUGUAGGGCCACAGGCGCCGCUUGUAGCUGCGCCUCGUGUUGAGCAGGAACCACGAACGCCUCCUGCAUGGGCAGGCACUCUGGCGCAGAGACGUGACGAAUUGGAUGCCCACCUGGGUCUAACGACCUCACAGCCGGCACGCAGCGACUUGCACCGAGCGGUCCGGGGAAUGCCGGAGAUUGCCGACAGGCUAACAGAACGAUGGGCACGGAAGACUGAACGAGGCCUUCCAAGUGCCCUCACGGAGUACAAGGAGCUGGCCAUGCAACUCUCAGAGUCUCGAGGCACCCUACAGGAGACUGUGCGGCCAUCCAGGCCACAGACGCCACCCAGGCGAAUGGACAAGGAAGCACGGCCCAACUCCAGGCCAAAGUCCGCACCAAAGGAGCGACGCCCGGAGUUGUCAGUGCACGCGAAGCGACAAGCAGAGGAUGCCCCGCAGCGUGGCCCGGUGCUGCUGCAUGGGCUCCCCGGGCAGCGCAUGGAGAAGCGCGCAGCGGAGCGCGCCGAACGCGAGCGGCGCAAGGGCCAGAUGCUCAAGGAGGAGCUCGCACGUUCGCCACGACCUGAAAGAGAGGAACUGGCGCGUCUUUCCUCGCAGCGUUCGCGGUCCACCUUGGACCGGGAGGAGAAGACCUCCCCCGGUCGAAUGGCCAAGGCUGCCCCAACAGGGCCCAAGAGCGCUGCACGGCCCGCCAAUGGCAAGGAAGCCAUGCCAGCCGAUCUCUUCGAAAUCCCAGAGCAGCUCCGGGAGGCGCGGCGUCGCACCACUGAACUGGAGGCACAGCUCGCAGAGCUCCGGAAGCGCUUGCAACUGCAGGAGAACCGCUCGGCGGCCAUGUUAACACCGGCAGGCCUCGCCGUGGUGGCGCCUGCCGGUCCCGGCACCCCCUUGGCACCGGGCAUGGCGCCGGGUGGCGCGGCCUUCCCGACCCCGCGCGUGGCCGACCCGGUCUACGUCAACGCGGCGGCGACCACGGUGUCAACGAUGGAUGGUGGCCGCACCCCUUCCCGCUACUCCUUUCCCGUGGACGGCGCCGGGCCCGGGCCAUCGCCAGGGCCGCCCGCAGUGCACCCCACGUCGCGCAGCCUGAGUCCUCCACGGUGGUCGCAGGCGCCGACCAUGGGAUGGACGUGGCCGGAGAAGGGCGCCAUCUAUGCCGCGCCCACGGUGCGCGCGCCGGCGUUGAGAGUGGCGUCAACGUCACCAACAAGGGUGGUUCACAUGUCGCCCAGUCCACCGAGAGUUGCAAGCCCCAUUCGUUUCAUCGCACAGACGCCACCGGGGCCUCCGGGGCCUCCGGGACCUCCGGGACCUCCGGGACCUCCGGGACCUCCCAUGGCCAUGGGACCUAUGGGACCCGUGGGAGCCAUGGGACCUAUGGGAGCCAUGGCACGUCCCAUGGCGACGCUGCCAACGGCGACCACGUUUUGGUUCCCACGAACCGUGUCCAUUUCACCGCAGCCAGUACGACAAGCGGCCUGGCGAAAGGGCGAGCCAAACUUGGCCAAAGAGCCCACGAAUCCGCAAGCCUGUACAGAGGGUUGGGCUGCGCUAUCGGAGCCUACUUCAUCCCUGUGAGUUGCGACCACCAUUU